This is a messenger RNA of Brenthis ino (lesser marbled fritillary), 1068 nucleotides long. The record is from the annotation of a GenBank genome assembly. Lineage: Eukaryota; Metazoa; Arthropoda; Insecta; Lepidoptera; Nymphalidae.
AUGGUGACUUCGAGAAUACCGGCUUAUUCUCUAAAUUCGGAGUUCAACAGGGAGUUCAGAAGUUUCCGCAUAACUCGAGCCACACCACGUUCGACAUUGUACGCACCAGCCAUCGUUCCUAUACACGAAUACCCUAGAGUUAGCGUGCAUGAGAGACGAGAGGCACUUAAGGCCGCGCUAGCGAAAGCGUGGUCAUCCAAAAGCAGUGAGAGAAAAAAGCAUGACACAUGGUCAGUUCCAAACGAACAAAGCAGGGCGGGAAUAACAGCUGCUGACUUUGAAUCUAAAACACAAUUCAAAUCUAAUGUUAAAAGCGACGAAAUUUCUCGUGUUGCACUUGUUAGGCAUGAAUUUGAAAGCAAAGAUGCAGAGCGUGCACAAAAAUUGGAAAAAAUGGAUAACAGUCAACCCGCCAGUUUUACCUACGGGAGACUCAACGGAAACUAUAGCAGUGUAAACAGCAUUAAUAUACAAGAAUCUCUCAAAAAGAACUGUGAUAAAGGUUUACACAACGAUAUAAGCUAUAACGAUUACCUUAAUAAUGUUCCUAAAUCUAAAACUAGUUUCGAAAAUAGUUUUCUAAGACAAAAUUUGGAUGAACGUUUUAACAAACGAAACGGCCAUGAUGUAUCAAAACGUGUCGAUAGGGAUAUUAACUUAAAUAAUAUCGAAUACAGUAGCCUAAACGGUGAAACAUAUGAUUCUUUGAAGUAUUCGCGAAUCGCGAAUGGAACUGAAUCAGUGCAAUUUAAAAGUUACGGUAAAGCUGACACCGUUAAAAGUAAAUUGCUCAGCACAGAUAGUCCAAAAAGCGUGACGUCUUGCAGCGGAGAGAAACUGAACGGUUACAGUGACGCCGAGCAACGAAGUGGUAAAGAGCCACAGCGACCGCUAACCAGCGGUCCAAAAUCUAUCGUAGAUCAAAGGCUGGCAGAAAGACUUGAAGUGAAGGUUGCGGAAUUACCUGCAUUAUACCUUGGGGUCGACUUUUGGACGCCUAAGUCUGCCGCUUUCAAGAAGAGUAUGCGCGAACACGAGUGGAGCGUAUCGUAUGUACUAAAAAUAACA